UACACCGCGACUGUCCUGACAGAGCCAGGGAACCAUCAGCCACAGUGAACUUCAGGCCAGAACACCGCCUCUGUCUUCCGCUCACAACAUUGAGCUGUGCAUAGCCCGUCGGUGGAGCUCAGUGCCGUUUGACGAUUUUGAGAGAGGAUAAAAAGCCCGGAGCUGAAGCUAGCUUAUCUAGUCGGAGAAGCUAUGGAGCUGCCAUCUGUCCCUAUCGUUAUCUGUAAACAGAACUAGCAGCAUCCCCAGAACCGUGCAGCAUGGCGGAAUCCACAGAGAACUUUGGUGACGAGGACGACACAACCGUAAGCAUGUUCCAUUACAUCAACCGGAAAGCCCUGGCUUCAUUCGAGCUCAUCUUCUGUAUCUCUGGCCUCGUGACAAACUUCGCAGUCAUCGUCGGCAUCCUGCUGGAGCCCAAAUUGCGACGCUCCUCCAAACACUUUAUCAUAGUCAAUAUCUGCAUUGUUUGCCUGAUCCAGAUUGGAGUGCUCGGCACAACCAACACAUACAGCUCCAUCACGAACCAUCACAUAGUUGGACCUGAAAACUGUUUCUCAAUCGUAUUAGAAUCCAUCGGUUACUUUAACGUGUCAGUGGUGUUAAUGUUAGUAACUGCACUGUGUAUUGACGCAUACCUAGACAUGCUCCUCCCCCACACAACGGGAAAGAAGAUCAGAGUGUGUGUGGCUACAGAGUUGAUCCUCUGUAGCUGGUUCGGGAGUGCCAUCCUCAUCGUCCCCCUCGUGGUGUACGGAAAGACCCAACCCACCAGCUGUGACUUCAACCUGAAGGAGAACUACCGUACCAUGCUUGGCCUCCUCCAUUACCUGCCCCAGGCGGUCAUCGUAUUCUUCCUCGGCAUGCUGCUCUUACUCUGCACCAUUAUCAAACGUGGUAGGGAUUCUCUUACACAACGACCUAACGAGUUCCCGAUCGAUAUCUUGGUGGCGUGUCUCAUUGUCAUCACUCUCAAUCUCCCCUUCUCGGUGUUCUCUACGGCCUUCAACUACUGCUCCAAGGACGACAACGACGCUUGUGCGUCCAUGUACACGUUCUGGGCUGUGUCCUCCAGGCUUAGUUUCUCCACGUUUGUAGUGCUUCCGUAUGUAUGGAUGCUCAGCAAGGCCAUCAGACAAAGCCUACACCGUGUUUUGUGCUGCUGUUCCAAACAACCCAACGUCAACAGAAACAGCUACGUCAGCGUUUACACCGACAACGACCUAAGGCUGUAGCUGCAAUGGCUUACGUUAAACAAAUGACACACUGUGAUUGACCAUACCUUACACAAGGUAGUAUUAAAAUGCAAUGAUUGUUGUUGUUCUCACAACUCCAUAGUUUACUGUUCCAAAGGGACCUGACAAAGAUCACCCUUCAGUAAGGCGAUGGCUUGCACUGACUGCACAAUCUUUUAGAUGGCAAUAGGGACACCCAUUGUCAUAUUGUUGUGAUCAGAGUUCCGCAAUGUACAAAUUACCUCCUC
Messenger RNA from Haliotis rubra (blacklip abalone), 1483 nucleotides. RefSeq lists its product as uncharacterized. Gene Ontology annotation, cellular component: membrane. Lineage: Eukaryota; Metazoa; Mollusca; Gastropoda; Lepetellida; Haliotidae. Gene Ontology annotation, molecular function: G protein-coupled receptor activity. The transcript has 2 exons. Gene Ontology annotation, biological process: G protein-coupled receptor signaling pathway. The record is from RefSeq and is a predicted model, not a curated record. Bases 261 to 1235 code for a protein of 324 amino acids.